Molecule: messenger RNA, 1032 nt
Organism: Paramecium pentaurelia
Lineage: Eukaryota; Ciliophora; Oligohymenophorea; Peniculida; Parameciidae
Source: the annotation of a GenBank genome assembly
AUGAAAUCCAUUUUAACAUAAGCUUCGAAAAUUCCAAAAUAUUAUGCUGAUUUUAAUACUCAUUAGCCUAAGCAUUAUUGGGAUUAUGAAAAUUAUAAGACUUAAUUUGGGUAUAUAUGAGGUUAAUUCAGACAUCAAGAUGACUAUGAAAUAUAUGAAAAGAUAGGUUAAGGAAGAUAUUCAGAAGUAUUUAAAGGAGUUUCAAUUAGAACUCAUUAAAAUGUCAUUAUCAAAGUUUUAAAGCCAAAUGUACCAGAGAAAAUAAAUAGAGAAAUAUUGAUUCUUAAAAAUUUAUAGAGUCAUCCAUUAAUAACUGAAUUAGUAGAUGUUGUAUAAGAUUAUAGCAGUUUAAGAUAAUCUCUAAUUUUUAAACAAGAAAAUUGUAUUAAUUUGAAAGAUAUUCGUUAUUAUGAAUCAUUAAAACCAAUAAAAUUUUUAAUAAAAAGUGUUCUAGAAGCUUUAGAUUAUUGUCAUUCAAUAGGAAUAUUCCAUCGGGAUAUUAAACCUCAUAAUAUAUUAACAAAUACUUAAUUUUCUUGUAAAAAUCAUAAAUUAAAAUUAGGUUUUAAAUUAUUGGAUUGGGGAUUGGCAGAAUUUUAUCAUCCUAAUAAAGAAUAUAAUACAAGAGUUGCAUCAAGAUAUUUUAAAUCUCCAGAGAUUUUACUUGAUUUUAGAUAAUAUCAUCAUUCAAUAGAUUCUUGGGGAGUUGGUUGUUUAAUGGCUGGUAUGAUAUUUUAAAAAGAACCAUUUUUUGCAGGUAUUAGCAAUGAUGAUCAAUUAUUAAAGAUUAUUAAUAUAUUAGGGUCUGAUGUUUUAUAUACAUAUUUGAAUAAAUGGAAAAUCAAUAUACCUACAAGGUAUAAGAGUAUCCCAUAUUCAUCUUAAAAGAGAUUUGAAUUAUUUAUUACUAAAGAGAAUGAAAACCUUUGUACACCUGAAGCAAUUGAUUUGUUGAAACAAUUACUCAUUUUUGAUCAUUCAGAUAGAAUAUUGCCUAAAGAUGCUCUAUAGCAUCCAUUUUUUCAAUGAUUC